This is a messenger RNA of Oryza sativa Japonica Group (Japanese rice), 906 nucleotides long. RefSeq lists its product as uncharacterized. Lineage: Eukaryota; Viridiplantae; Streptophyta; Magnoliopsida; Poales; Poaceae. Gene Ontology annotation, biological process: root development; shoot system development. The record is from RefSeq and is a predicted model, not a curated record.
CUUUCCUUCUCAUCUGUCGAUCCAACACAGAGAGGCAACAUUUUUAGCAAUAGACAUGGCUUUCCACCAAAGAUCAACUAGUUUACCUUCUAGACCUCUCUCCAGAGUUGAAGAGGAGCUGCACAGCAUUGAGGCAUGGAUCUCUUCACCCUCCCUGACCAUCGAGAUGAUCUCUCAUGGUUUGAGGAGCCUUGUGGACAUCUACAGCACUAUUGAGAAGAUCAUGUGCCUACCUAGCAACCAAGUUUGCUCAUCACAGCAAAGGAAGUUGUUGGAUAGAGAGAUGGAAUGCUCCCUUGAGCUACUGGAUCUCUGCAAUGGUAUGAAUGAGGUCUUCACCGAGUUGAAGGCCAUCAUCCAAGAUCUGCAAGUGUCUCUCAGAAAAGGAGAUAAUGCAGCUGUUCAAACCAAGAUCCAGUCAUACAUCCGACUGGUGAAGAAGGCGAAAAAGCAUUCCAAGAAGACUGUCAAGAAGGUUGUGUCAGACAAGGAGGAGUGCAAGAUAGUGAAGCUGUUGAGCGAGGCUAGAGAGAUCACAACCUCUCUAUUCGAGUCAACAAUUCACCUCUUGUCGAAGCAAAUUGCGAUGCCAAAAUUGUCUCUCAUCUCCAAGGCAUUCCAGAAGAAAAACUCAGUUAUCUGCAAUGAGGAGCAAUUGCAGGUGUUAGAGUGCUGCAUCAGAGAUCUUGAGGCUGGAGCUGCGCUUCUGUUCAGGAGAUUGGUCCAGAGCAGGGUUACUCUCCUGAACAAUCUUAGCUCAUAGAUACUCCUCAAGAUCUGACACACUUAAGAGUUUGUGAUUGGCAUCCACCUUUUAAAGGAUUUGCUGAUCCUUUCCAAUUGUAUAUGUUAUACAAUUACUGUACAGAAAAAAAAUAUGCAUGAAAGAGAACAGUUUUGAUCUAA